AUGAAGAAACCAGACGAGGAUGAUUUCGGCGUGCCAGAUGAUGUGCCAGCCUUUUCAAGUGCUGGAUCCACCCGAGGCUCCAGAUCUGGUCGGCAAGGACAAAGCAAAGCUUCCAGCAGCGCAGGCGCCGAGAAAUUGAAGUUGUGUGCGUAUCAUGAUUGUGAUCUUGAUUGCAAAGCAGGGCGGAGACACUGUGCUCAUCACCAUAGGCAUCUUGACAACUGUAGGAAUCAGGUCUUGAAGGUCAAGGGACCUGAGGCCUGCAAGAAAUGGGUUGAGCGAUGCAAGGACAUCGAGUUCGCCAACACUCAGGUGGAGUACAUGGCCAAGCUCAGCAUCUCCCUUCCCAUGUUCGCGCACAAUCCUCUAAUAGAUUUUGUUCAGUGGGAGCAGAAGUUCGGGGUCCUUGUGGAAAGGAAGGAGGCAGCGGUCACCAAACCAUUUGAGGAAACUCAAUGGGUCAUUGAGCAGGUCAACGUCUAUGGCCGUGACAAGAAGGAGAUGCAAGAUGAGUGGAAGGUCAAGAUUGCAGGUCCGUGGAAGCGUGACAACAAUGGUUACAAAGGAGCCUUGAGAUUGUGGUUGCCUGCCGGUGAGUAUGAGGAGACUGGGACAACACAAUUUGCACAAGGUUCGUCCACGGAAACUUCCAAGGGCAAGAAGGCUCCGAAGGCUUCUGAAGUGGAAGCAUUCCGUGCUCAUGCAAUGGAGGUUGGGUUUGAUUUGUCGCACCCCUUCUUCAACGGAGGUGGCCAUGAAUCUGGUGUGCUAGAGCCUGAAGAGAUCGGACAUGACCAGCCAGCAGGCUCAGGUGGUGAUGAUCCUGCGGACCAACGUGUCAGCUCAACUCAGUCGACUCCAACCAAGCCAACCUUGAAGCGGAAGGGGGCAUCAGACAAGCUGGAUGCCAGUGAAGAAGAAGGUGAGGUUGAUGCCAAGUCCCGGAAGUCAACUGCGUCAGGCAAGAAGCGCAAGACUUCGAACAUUGCAAGCCAGCGCGCAGCCAUGUUCGACUCCUUGUCCAAGCAGCUUGCUUUGAAGUCAACCUCAAUCAAGACCAAGAUUGAGGAAGCGAAGACUGCUCAGGCCAAGGAGAAGCAGUCACCACCGCCCAGGAAUGCCACUGAUCAGACCACACGCAAGCUGUACAAUGAAGCUUUGCUCAAAUGCCUCACCCUUGGCAAGGCUUGGUUCAGUGCAAGCGAUGUCAGUGCGGAGGUGUCCGAGCACAACAAGCAGAUGGAGGCACAGAAUGAGGGUGACAAGAAGGUUGACAUCAAUGCCAAAGACACACUUCCAGAACAGUGUCCAGCUUCGUUGAAAAAGUGUGCAACAGAUGUCACAAAGCACAUUGCAGGGCUUGCAGCUGCAGUGGAGAGGGAGGAAAAGAAGCGCAAGGAGAAAGAGCAGAAAGACGCCGAAGCCAAACACUUGGAGCAGUCGCGUGCCAAGCUGAAGCAGGCUCAGGCUGAUGGCGCAGGCAUGGCAGCCGUGUUCAAGUUGGGGACGGAUGGUGUCCAAGCUAUGAAGAUCCUCGAGAGCAACUCCAUUUCCAGUGACGCUGACCUCAGUUUGCCUUUCGUGCUUCGCAAGUCGAGCCAUUUGCAAGCGUGGACCUCCCAGCCAAUCCUCUUGCAGACCAUGACCAAUUUUGGUGCCAGGUACAAGAAGACAGCCGGCUUUGAUGUCACAGGCAAGGUGACCAUGCCGUAUGUUGCCAGGGCUGGCAAGGAGGUGACGGAGAAAUUCUUCGCCGAUGUCGUUUCGCCUGUGCAGGAGAAGAUCGUGGACAUUUCAGAGUUUGCUCCAGGAUGGAUGGGUACAUCAUGGAUGUAUGGCCUCAGCCCCAAGACAUCGUUUGCAGGGUUGAGCCCAAAUUCAGCAGCGUUUUUGAAGGUCCUUCUGUAUGGAGAGCUGGACAUGUAUUGCCUCGGUGUAGCAGACGUGCUGGAUGCUUUCAAGUCCGCAAAGCUUUCCAUUCCGAAGACUUCCGCUGAGUUGGAGCAGGCGCUCGAAGCUUUGGAUGAAAGUUCAUGGAAGAGCCUGGGGGUAAAGCCUUUCCAUCACAAGCUCGUUCGAGAGGACAUCGUCUAUGUGCCGACAGGCCAUGUUCUUCUCGAAAGAACAGGGGCAAGCACAAUGAUCUACGGUGCCAGGAAAUCCUUCAUCGUUGCAGGCGAGAGUGCAAUCAAGAAUUACGGAGCUUGCGUGACCCUCCAGGAAAAGGAGGGGAAAAAUGUGGUGAAGAUGAAGCAGGUCGUGGAAGCUUUGUCCAAGCAUGGCCAGAAUGCUGAGAAGUGA
Symbiodinium pilosum is the source of this 2301-nucleotide messenger RNA. The record is from the annotation of a GenBank genome assembly. Lineage: Eukaryota; Dinophyceae; Suessiales; Symbiodiniaceae.